Messenger RNA from Brenthis ino (lesser marbled fritillary), 4158 nucleotides. The record is from the annotation of a GenBank genome assembly. Lineage: Eukaryota; Metazoa; Arthropoda; Insecta; Lepidoptera; Nymphalidae.
AUGAUAACUCGCGCCAGAGCCUUCUCUACACAAGCGCUGAAGGUUGUCAAUAAUGUUGCUAAGCAACAAUUUGUUGUGACUCUUAAAAAUGCAGAGGCAACAAUAACUUAUGACAAGAAAGAUAAGCAAAUAACUUUCAUUCACACAAAUGUACCAAAGGAAUUUCAAGGAAAAUGUGUUGGGAAGUUAUUAGCUCAACAUGCAUUUGGUUUUGCACUGGAGAACACUUUGGAUGUAAUUUGCAAGUGCCACUUUCUUGCCAAGUGUAACAUACAUUAUUAUUUAAGAGAAAAAAGUUAUGGGAAAGCUAAAACUAUUUCUAAACAAGCUUCAUCACAUUAUAAUGAAAAUGUAGAAUUUUUGUUUUAUCAUGGUUUAUCUAAUAUCUUGGAAGGGCAAGUUCAAAUAGGAAUUAAUGACUUAACACCUUUACAAUCUGAUAGAGAUUUAAAAUUUGCUAUAGUUAUGUGUCUAAUAUAUGGAUAUAAACAAAUUAGUACUUAUGAAAGAGAUGACUUGUACAUCUUAGAAUCAAAGUUAAAAGAAGAACGCAAGCAAGCAAAUGCCUCAUCCUUCUAUUAUGCUGGUUUAUUUUUGUCUUUCGCUGAAAAAUAUGAAAAAGCCUCAGAAUAUGUAAAUAAAUGCCUAAAAAAGGACCCUAAUAAUAUUGAUGCUAUAAUUCUCAAAGGAUGGAAUAAUAUGUAUUUGAAUCUUGGUGAAAUUCAAACUUCAAUUCUGGAUUGCCUAGAAUUAGCUUUACAGAAAAGUGAUAGAAAUGUUGAGGCAUUGUUAGGAUUGGCAAAGUUUAAAUAUUUUGCAAGAGAUUUUGAUGCUUCUAACCUAUUAUUGGAUAAACUAAUAGUUAAUAAUCCAGGUCAAGUUGUGCCUAUCAUAGAAAAGUUAAAAAAUCAAUUUGCUACCCAGAAAUGGGAUGCAGUAUACGAUGCAAUAGAAAGAGUACUUUCGUUGGAACCAACAAAUAUAGAGGCCCUAAAAUUAAAAAUAUUUAUAGCGCUUUGUAAAAAUUCAGAUUACAUUGAAGCAGUUGAUCAACUUAAUAAAUUUUUCACUGUACUACAGGAGGAAGAAACCAGUAACGGAUUUCUUUUUUUUGAUACAGCACAAUUAUUUUCUAAAAUAUGUGGAAGGUCCAGUGCAGUUCUUUCUCAAGUAUUUAGAUUUGCCCAAUAUGCAUCAGAAAUGUAUUCAAACAAUGUGGAUUAUUUAAGUGAAGUCGGCUAUCAAUGCAUUUUACAAGGGAAAUAUAAAGACUCCUUAAAUUUCUUCAAAGCUGCCAGCAAAAUUGAUAGUAACUCUAUAACUGCAUUAUGUGGACUAACUUUAUGUCAAAUGUUUGAAAAUGGCCCAGUUGAUCAAAUAGCUCAGCAAAUUGAACUUUUGUAUGAAAUGCAAGGGAACCAAAAGUUUCCAAUACUAUAUUUAUUAUCAGCUCAAUUGAACAGCAAGAAUUCUAAUGCUGUAUCAUUCUUAAACAAAGCAAUAGAUGCCCAAAUUGCUCAGGCUGAUAUUCAUCCCUACAGCUUAACAUACAUUAAAAAUUUGGAUCCUGAUUUUUUAUUGGAAGUAUAUAAAGAAUACAAAAAGCAUUUACCCAAAAAGCCACUCGUGAUUGUUGGCCAUUUGUUAUAUUCACAAGAAGAAAGUAAUACUUUAGUAUCAAAUUGCAUGAAGCUAUUAAAUACAAUUUGCAAUUCAUGUCCAGGUUUGUUGACAGCUUUGUAUGAACUAGCAAAAUUGAAAUUUUCAUUUGGUUAUGCGAAUGACGCUCUAAAAUUGGCCCAACAAGUGGGUGAGAUUGACAACACUCAUGCCGGCAGCCAAGUUUUGAUUGCUCAAAUUUAUAUCCAACAGGGAGCUUUUACUAAAGCAGCCCAAUGCUUAGAAAUGUGUCUAAGUUAUAAUUUCAAAGUCCGUGACAGUGCCAUGUACCAUUUCUUAAAUGGUAUUAUUCUGAAGAAUAUGAAUCAAUUGCAAGAUGCCUUAUCCAGCUUUACUACGAGUCUACAAAUAUUGACAAGUAGAAGCAAUAUAAGCAGGCAUAAUGAAUCUGAUCUAAAUAUAAUAGAUAAAGCUACAUUAUUUCUGGAAAUCAUUGAAUUGCAAACAACUUUGGGACUAUUAGGGGAAGCAGGUAAAACUAUGCAGGAAGCCAUUCAGGAAAUAUCCUACACAUCGGAAGAAAGCCGUUUACUUAUAGCUCGAGCAGACUUAGCCUUACAGAAAGGCGAUAUCGACAAUGCCAUAGACAUUCUUAACGAAGUCAAACCUGGCCAGCCUUAUUACUUUCAAGCUCAUAGCAAAAUGGCGCAUAUAUACUUGAAAGAGAAAAACGACAGAGCAAUGUUUACAUCUUGUUUCAGAGAUAUAGUUAACAAUCAUCCCAUGACAGACGCUCAUACGAUGAUGGGCGAUGCUUAUAUGUCAAUUCAUGAACCCACACAAGCAGUCGAGUCAUACGAAGUAGCAUAUAAAGGAAAUCCUAAAGACAUCCAGCUUGUGAAGAAACUUGGGCUCGCGUUAGUGAAGAUGCACGAGUAUGAUAAAGCGGCACAACAUUACGAAAACGCCAUUAAGCUGUUGAACGAUGAUGAAUUGAAAUUUGAAUAUUUAGAAUUACUUAUGAAGCUAAAACAGUACAACAAAGUGGAUUCAAUAAUAUCUUCGGAACUAAAUCAAGUGUACAAUAAAGAAAAAGACAUAAAUACUUUAAAACGACGCAUACGCUUGUUACUCACUCAAGCAAAAUGCCGUGAUAUGAAAGCCCCUCAAACCAACACAAACUUAAUCUUAGCAGAAGCUAAAGAUUUGCAAAUGGCGGUUUUAAAGAGAACAGAGAUAGAGUCGAGAGGAGAUUUGGAGGAAGAAAAGAAGCGGUUGUCAACGAUUUUAUGUUCGUUGGCGAAAAUUAAAAGUAUCAAGGAACCAGCUGUUGCUGCUAAUUUGUAUUCUGAAGCGUUGAUUCAUGUACCACGAGAUCCUAAUACUUUGUUGGACUUAGCUAAGUUAUAUGCACAAAUGAACAAUCCAGAAAGAUGUGAACAAACCUGCGCUGUGCUACUCAAUGCAGACCCUAAUAAUGAAUCAGCAGCAGUUAUGAUGGCUGAUUUGGCAUUUCGAAAAGUAGAUUUAGAAACAGCACAACGUCAUUUAGAACAGAUUCUGUCAGUGAAGGCGACGAGCUGGGAGGCGCUCGCGCAACUCAUAGAAGUGCAAUGGCGUCGCGGAAAGUUGGCCGACGUGGAACAGGUUAUAGAGAACGCUAAGAAUAUGAUGGAAAAUCAAGAUGAUACUGGCUAUUCGUACUGUGUCGGUAUAUACUCAAUGUACUCGGGCAAAGUGAACGCGGCCCUCCGUCAGCUGAACCAGGCGCGCAGGUCCGCUCGCUGGACGCAGAGCGCGGCCAAGCGCAUGGUGCUGCUCUGCCUCGAGCAGAACUCUCCCGACGCGCUCAGUGAGGCGCUGGUCGCUAAUGAUGAAACCGACACACGUCUACUAGCUCUUAGAACAGCCGAGAAACUCCUAACAGAAGUAUCGCCGAUGGAACGUAAAGCGCUUCAAGCGCUUUUACAGCUCGCUACCAAACAAAAGUCCAGCGCCGAGCGAGUGCUGAACGAAAUACUACCACUGGCCGCUGAGGAAGGCUAUCAAGAUGACCCCUACCUUAUAUUGGCCAUUGCUAAUGCGUACAACAUCGUGAAACAACCAACUCGGGCUAAAAAUAUUCUCAAACGGACGAUAUCUUCUAUUCCUUGGACACCAGAAAAAGCAGAUGGCUUAGAAAGAUGCUGGUUAGAAGUUGCAGAUAAUCAAAUAAGUUCUAGUAGAAUGGAUGCUGCUAAAGAGAUUCUAACUAAAAUCAUAAAUCACAACAAUUCCUGCGCAGCUGCAUAUCAAUAUUUAGGUUUCAUAGCAGAAAAGGAGCAAAACUAUAAAAUGUCAGCUUUUAAUUACGAUAAGGCUUGGAUACACACGGGAAAGAACGAUUUAGCUGUGGGAUACAAGUUGGCCUAUUCUUAUUUAAAAAUGAAAAAAUAUCCAGAAUGCAUUGUCGUUUGUAGACAUAUUUUAAAAAUUCAUCCAGACUAUCCUAAGAUUAAGAAGGACAUACUUGAAAAGGCUAAAACUAAUUUAAGAACU